Sparassis crispa is the source of this 1716-nucleotide messenger RNA. RefSeq lists its product as hypothetical. The record is from RefSeq and is a predicted model, not a curated record. The transcript has 4 exons. Lineage: Eukaryota; Fungi; Basidiomycota; Agaricomycetes; Polyporales; Sparassidaceae. Bases 1 to 1716 code for a protein of 571 amino acids.
AUGCUCGGUCUCAAUGACACGCGCAUUGGUUAUGGUGCCAUCCCAUCGUGUCAAACUCAACAGUUCGACGGUGGGCUUGUCUUGAAACCAGCAGGCACAAGGUCUGCCACCGUGGCUUGCUUCGUGCGCCCCUAUUCACACCAGUCCCCGCCGCAUUGCGCCCGCAGUGGGGCUCGAUGCGAACUCAUCCCGUCGAACCUGCGCCACACGUACCUCCAUGUGCCCCUGGUUACCUCUUUCAGUUCCAUUGUACACGAGGUUGAACUGACCAUUUUCAUUCAUUGUCCAGCUCCUCAAUCUCUGCCAUCUCUUGCUACCACCAACAUCACAAACAUAACCAUGGCUUUGCCGCAGAAUCUAACAGCAGAUCCCACCCUCCCACAUCACCCUAUUACGCCACCGCGCCCAUCAAUGCCAGCAUAUCUAAACAAAAACAAUAUCCAACAGUGGAGUUUCCUCUCCAACAGAGCUAAGAGGUGUUACCGCCGAUAUGCUUGUGAGGCGAAGGACCUUGUUGUAGGUCCCAUGCCUGCCGCGGAAUUUUUGCAAUUUUUGCCGCAAACAAAGGAGAAAAUGCCGGAUUCGAAGGAGGCAUUCGUCCAUGUCCCAGCGCGGGCAAAGCUUGAGGAGGAGAUCUAUACACCAUUGAUCACCGCUCUCAAUGGCAUGUAUGGACAGUCGCGUUGCCCGAACUUCGUCUUUUGUGAUACCUCAACACGGGGUGUUGAUCACGGCGCCCCUGGGUCAGUCAAACCGGACGUAUGUUGUUACGCUACGCACCGGCUCGAGUUGGUCGAACUCAACAAGGCGACAAAGGGGCCUGUUGGCGAUCUGGGCUUGGCCGAUCUAUUCAUUGAGGUGAAGCGAGAGCCUGGGCAGGAUUAUUUCAGAGAUCCCGGACCUGAGGUUGAUCGAGCCCUACACAAGUUCAUCCUCAGCCACUGUAAGGUCACCACGCUUGCUUUAGGACAGCAUAUCGCAUACGCAGCCGAGAGUCUGGGACGUCAGCAUCGCAGGGUUUACUUUUCAGCAGCAUUAGCUGGGUCAAUGGCGCGCCUUAUUCGCUGGGAUCGGGCGGGUGCGAUCGUGUCCGAGUCCUUUGACUUGCACAAAGAACCUGAGGUGCUGUGCGAGUUCUUUUGGCGGUAUUCGCACGCGUCGGAAGCGGAGCGUGGAUAUGAUUUGACUGUGGAAGUCGCAACUGGGAAGCAAGAAACCUUUUUCAAGAACUCCAUCGAGCGCCACGUCCAAAUGCAAUUAGACCUUGAAGAUAUGAGCAAGAUGGCUAAAAGAGAAAAAGUGUCUGCCAAUAAGAAGUUGGCUGCAGGCGUGACGGAGCACUAUCAGAAAGGCAGGGUGUUCGCGGUGACCACGCUUGACAGUCAGCGCAAGAAGCAUCGGAUCCUAAUUUCACGACCCUUGGUUAUGCCGCUGUCAAUUGCGGAUCGCGCAAUUCGGUAUUACUGGGCUGUCGAUGCUGACGGCGACAGCGGAAACAUUCUGUUGUUGAAGGACACAUGGAGAGACACUGCGCCAGAUAUACCGCAAGAGGGCAAUGUCUUGGCGGUCCUGCUGGAGAGUGGAGUACCGGCAAUUCCGCAACUGAACCACCAUGGAGAUGUACCAGAAGGCGAGGGCAGUGAGGGUCAGUUCUCAAAUUCCUAUGUUUGGUCGUCUUUUAACGGAGGUUACGAACAGCUUCCCAGGUUACGCUAA